This is a messenger RNA of Limanda limanda (common dab), 4111 nucleotides long. It is a transcript of the gene mmp14a, whose product is annotated as matrix metallopeptidase 14a (membrane-inserted). The record is from RefSeq and is a predicted model, not a curated record. The transcript has 10 exons. Lineage: Eukaryota; Metazoa; Chordata; Actinopteri; Pleuronectiformes; Pleuronectidae. Gene Ontology annotation, molecular function: zinc ion binding; metalloendopeptidase activity. Gene Ontology annotation, cellular component: extracellular matrix. Gene Ontology annotation, biological process: zymogen activation; collagen catabolic process; skeletal system development. Bases 368 to 2056 code for a protein of 562 amino acids.
CUCUCUCUCUCUCUCUCUCUCCACGUCCUCACACUCUGUGGGGAUCGAUCACCUCCACCAGGAAACACAGACUUGGAGAAGCAGGAGCUGCAGCCACCUGAUGAUUUCACUCAUUUUCUCUUCUCCUCGGUUGUUUCCAGCUCAGAUCUGAAGCAGAGGAAGUUUUUAUUUCCAUGAGGAUCCGACACCGUGUUUCUCUCUCUCUCUUUCUCUCCUUCUCUCUCUCUCUCUGCCACGUUUUCACAUCAUAACGGGAGCUCCUGCAUCCAUCGGUACUUUUUUCCCUUCCCCACCAGGACGUGUAGAAAGUUAGUUUUGUGAACUUUUUCCCUGUGUUUUGGAGGGGCGGUAGUUUGCAGAAUCCAGAAUGCUGCCCCAGCUCCUCACCCUGGCCUGUGCGGUCUGCUGCUUUGGUUUUACCUCCGUCUCUGCAGACGUGCUGAAAGCUGAGGCUUGGCUGCAGUCGUACGGUUACCUGCCUCCGGGUGACGUCAGAGCUCAGGCUCUCCGCUCGCCACAGGCCAUCAAGACAGCGAUAAGCGGCAUGCAGAGGUUCUAUGGUUUGACCGUCACCGGCUCCAUAGACGCCAACACGUUAGAGGCGAUGAGCCGGCCGCGGUGUGGCGUCCCCGACAAGUUCGGCCCGGAGCUGAAGACGAACCUGAGGAGGAAGAGAUACGCUGUCCAGGGUCUGAAGUGGGACAAGUCGGAGGUGACCUUCAGCAUACAGAACUACACCCCCAAGAUCGGGGAGCAGGCCACGUAUGAAGCCAUCCGAAAGGCCUUCCGGGUUUGGGAGAGCGCCAUCCCGCUGACCUUCAGAGAAAUCCCCUACAGCCACAUCAGAGGCAAGGUCGACAAGUUCGCCGACAUCAUGCUCUCCUUCUCCGAGGGCUUUCAUGGAGACAGCACGCCGUUCGAUGGCGAGGGCGGUUUCCUGGCUCACGCGUACUUCCCCGGACACGGUAUUGGGGGAGACACGCACUUUGACCUGGCAGAGCCGUGGACCACCGGCAGCGACGACCAGGGAGGUAACGAUGUCUUCCUGGUGGCCGUCCAUGAGCUGGGUCACGCUCUGGGUCUGGAGCACUCCAACAACCCGUCUGCCAUCAUGGCGCCUUUCUACCAGUGGUUUGAAACCGAAAACUUUCAGCUCCCCGACGACGACCGCAGAGGCAUCCAGACCAUCUAUGGAACUAAAACCGGGGCUCCUCCUCCUCCUCCUCGACCCACAAAACCGUCCAAACCCGAAAAACCAGACAACGGACCCGACAUCUGCGAGGGACACUACGAUACCAUCGCUGUCCUCAGAGGGGAGAAGUUUGUGUUUAAGGACAAGUGGUUCUGGCGUGUGCGUAACAACAAGGUGCUGGCCGGUUACCCGAUGGCCAUCAGUCACUUCUGGAAGGGCCUGCCCUCAAACAUCAACGCCGCCUUCGAGAGGGAUGAUGGGAAGUUUGUCUUCUUCAAGGGAGACAGGUACUGGGUUUUCAGCGAGUCCACCAUGGAGAAGGAUUCUCCAAAGAGUCUGGCCGACAUGGGCAGCGGCCUCCCCACAGACAAACUGGACGCUGCCCUGUUCUACACACCCACAGGACAGACGUACUUCUUCAGAGGCAACAAAUAUUACCGCUUCAACGAGCAGACUCGCACUGUGGACAGCGGCUACCCGAAACCCAUCAGCAUGUGGAGCGGAGCGCCCGAGAACAUCAAGGCCGCCAUCAUGAGUGAGGAUGGAUCCUACACGUAUUUCUACAAAGCCAACAAGUACUGGAAGUUCAACAACCAGUACAUGAAGGUGGAGUCUGGCUACCCCAAGUCCGUGCUCAGCGCCUGGAUGGGCUGCGAGAGCGAGGAGCCCAAGAAGGGUCGGGAGGAGGUGAUCAUCAUCGAGGUGGACGAGUCGCAGGGCGGGGCCGGGCCCAUCGCCGUGGUGAUCCCGCUCCUGCUGCUGGUGCUGGUGGUCGUCACCCUGGGAGCGCUUUUGUUCUUCAGGAAGUACGGCACGCCCCGGCGCCUCCUCUACUGCCAGAGAUCCCUCCUGGACAAGGUGUAGGCCGAGCGACGGGCGACCGAGAGACUGCCGCAGAGGGAGAAAGAGAGAGAGCGAGAGAGAGAGGAAAAAAAACGAGGGCCGGGAGACGAUGGAAACAGAGAAGGGGGGGAGGAGAAGAAAGAGGAGGAGAGAGCGAGCGGAGGAAAAAAGACAGUGUUAAGUGUUCGGUGGUUUUUUAUUUGCCACGACAGAGCGGAAAAAAGGAGAAAGGCCCAAGGAACUGAAAUCAGGAAAAAUGCGUAUUUGUAUGUUAACUAUUUACAUGUUCUGUGUCAGGAGGUUGAAGAUCAAAGCCACCGUCUCACGUAGAGAAGGGAAAGAUGCAAAGACUCACCUCUCCUCUCUCACAUCCCAGGUAUCCAAACCAACAGAAACAUCCCUCCACGCUUCCUCCACUUUAACUGGACGACUCCAGCUGAACUGCUGUCUGAUUCAUGACUCCGCCCCCUGGAAACUUUACUAUUCUGUUUUUUAACUCAUAAAUCCAUCGUUUCAUGUUUGCUGUCAAGUCCAUUGUUGUUAUUAUUUUAUUUUAAUGCAGAAAGUGCUUCUUAAAAGUGCCAAAGUUCUAAAGACGAACCAUGAAAUAUCGCCUGUGUUAGCAUGAUAUUGUUUUCUACCACUAAAUAGAACCUCAGACUUUUUCGGUAAAGCCAGAAAUCCAAAUCAUCAAGUACUUGUUGUACUUUUGUUUGUGUAACAUGUGAGAACUUUGGCUUCUUUUUGUUUACGCAAAAAAAGUGAAGCAAAUAUUCACAUUCCUCAAAGUGUGGUACUGAAACAAGUUUGUCUGUUUUGGUGCCUGUUCUCAAUUAUCGUAUCAUCACUAUUGUGGAACAUUUUUAAAGGAGACAUAUGAUUUUUUGUUUUACUUUCCUUUGUGAAUGUAAAAGUUCUGCAAAGUUCAGAAGCCUCUUCUCCUCGACAGAAAACACUGAAACGUCAGUAGUUCGGCCCAUAUUUCCGAUCUAUAGUGAUGUCACAAUGCUCCACCCACUGGCUAAUCUGACACGCCCCUUUUCAAAACCAGGUAAUGCUUGAUCUGGCCAAUCAGAGCCGGAUGGGCAUCAUAGGGAGGGGGAAGGGCCUUAAAGAGACAGGAGCUUAAACGAAGUGUUUCAGACAGAGGCUGAACAGAGGAGCUCCAGCGACGGACAGAAUAAUAAAGCAUGUUAACAUUUUUAAGUAAUAACACAAUUAUGAAUCUGGAUUCUGGAUCAACAGGAUUCUCUCUCAUCUGCUAAAGAUGUUAAGUUUUAGUUAUUGUUUUUUUUCUUUCGGGAUGAAUUUAACGCAGCAGACUGAAGGUGGAAUAUUGGUAUCGAUGGUUUCAGACUUCUGAACAUGCACACGUGUGAUUUAUGAAUCAUGUUCGUUCAAUCAGAAGCGAUUUCCCCCUUGAUUGUCGCGUCAAAAACGUUUUUCUGCGACUCCAGAACUCGUCGUCCAGUGCAGUCAGACGGGAACUCGAUUCUUUCUCUUUCAACUCACAAACGACGGCUUUGAAAACAUUCCAGUUCUUUUGCUGCUUGUCCGAACCGGUCAGUGAGCGGUACAGUUUCCAACAAUAUGGUGCAAUUUUUUUGUAAUUAUUAUCGUUGCUAUGGGACAUUGUUGUUAUUAUAAGUAUGGUUAUUGUUAUUAUUGUUCUCGUUGGUAAGGUUAUGAUUUUUUUUUUUUUUUUUUUUGUGCAUUGUCAUUUGGAGUCCUGCUGGACAGAGGCGUAACAUGACAAUGGUGGAGGCGAAUCCCAGUUUACAUUCAGCACGUGGUGAAUUAGAUCCGAUCAGAGGGUGAAUGUUGGCACAGAAUAACAAACCAUGCUAUUUAUGAACUUUGACACUGAUGAUGGUGAUCAAUGGUUUUUAUUUUUUUUAACUCAAAUCAAAAUUGAAGGUGAAUUGAUGCAGUUAAUAACAAUGAUAAUGGUAAUGAUAUUUAUAAUGAUGAUCAUAUCAAUUAAGUGGAAUGAGAUUUUUUUUUUUUUUUUUUCCUGUCUGUUUUUUCACUUUUGUAUUUCAGUAGAUAAAGUGAAAUUAAACUAUUUUCUACAAA